AUGAAUAUCACCAACUCGGAAAAGAAGCUGGCCGGCGGCGUAGCCGUCAUCACUGGCGCUGGUGCUGGCAUUGGGUCUGCUUUCGCCCUUCGCGCGGCUGAACUAGGCAUGACUGUCGUCGUGACUGAUGUCUCUGCACCGCGCGCCGAGGCUGUCGCCCAAUCUAUCAGAGAAAAUGGUGGUAAGGCUGAACACAAGGCCAUCGAUGUCUCGGUGCCAUCGGAACUCGAGGCACUGGCAGAAGAUGUCUUCGCUCGCCAUGGCCACGUCCGUUUACUCAUCAACAACGCUGGCAUCGAAAUCCUCGGCUUCUCAUGGGAGAUUCCUGCCUCACGCUGGGACGCCAUUCUCGACAUAAACGUCAAGGGCGUCAUCAAUGGAGUCAGAGCUUUUGCUCAACGCAUGAUCGACCAAGGCGAGGAGUGCUGGAUCGCCAACCUUGCAAGCAUCGGUGCAUUUAGCGUAUUCCCAACCCAAACCGCCUACAUUGUCACCAAGCAUGCGGUCCAGGCUUUCUCCGAGGGCCUUUUUCUGGAAAUGCAGCUCAAGAAAACCUCGGUCAACGUGUGCUCGGUUAUCCCAGGUAUGCUCAAGACGAGCAUCUUUGACGCUGAGCCCGGGGCGGGAGAACCCGCCAGCGCUAAAACAUAUCGACAAAUGAUGCAUUCGGCGAUGCACACUUAUGGCAUGGAUCUCAAUGAGGGGGUUAAAAUCAUGAUGCGUCAGAUCGCUGAGGGCAAGUUUUGGGUUUCGUCGCAGCCGGAGAUGACAGCACAGGCGGUUAGACGACGCGUGGAGUUCCUCAAGGAUCAACGAGAUCCAGCCAUCGCUGAGGAUUCGAAGCACUUGUUAGGACUUUAA
Molecule: messenger RNA, 861 nt
Organism: Fusarium keratoplasticum
Lineage: Eukaryota; Fungi; Ascomycota; Sordariomycetes; Hypocreales; Nectriaceae
Exons: 1
Coding region: 1-861 (286 amino acids)
Cellular component (GO): membrane
Source: RefSeq, a predicted model, not a curated record